Alternaria novae-zelandiae is the source of this 1635-nucleotide messenger RNA. RefSeq lists its product as uncharacterized. The transcript is spliced from 5 exons. The coding region runs from base 1 to 1635 and encodes 544 amino acids. Lineage: Eukaryota; Fungi; Ascomycota; Dothideomycetes; Pleosporales; Pleosporaceae. The record is from RefSeq and is a predicted model, not a curated record.
AUGUCGGAAACCCUCAAGCACCAACACCUAGGUGAAAUAGAAGGAAAGCCAGUAGAUGGCGCAGUCCAAUUCCUUGGCUUGCAGUAUGCUUCGUUAAAAGAUCGCUUGGCUGCACCCCAGCUCGUUGAUAGCUAUGGAUCUGGAACUACGGAUGCCACGAAAUUUGGUCCUCCUCCAGUAUCUCCAGUCGGUGCCAUUGAACGCGAAUUCGGCUUCAUUCAGCACUCCCUGCCACUCCCAGAGGUUCCGACGCAUUCCGACCUCGAAUGUCUGAACCUCAACAUCACUGUGCCGACCAACAAGGAUGGGGCUAUUGAUUCCAACGCGAAGUUGCCUGUCUUUGUCUUCAUACAUGGGGGCGGCUUUGCUGUUGGGAGUAGCUGGUACCCGCACUAUGAUCCAGCUCCCAUUGUGAAGAUGUCUGUCGAGAGGAAAAAGCCCAUCAUCGGCAUUACCAUCAACUAUCGACUGGGUUUCACAGGGUUUGCGAAUUCCGAAGAAUUGCGCAAAGCAGGAUACAAAGCGAACAACGGCUUUCGCGACCAGCGCACGGCUCUACAGUGGAUCAGGAAGUUCAUAGGCGGAUUCGGAGGUGAUGCAGAUGAGAUCACAGUAUGCGGAGAGAGCGCCGGUGGACUGUCUGCAACAGUAUUGCUCUGCUCGGAGGAGCCGCUGAUGAAGCGCUGUCUUAGUACUGGAGGAGCUGUGCUACUGUUCAAGCCCAUCCCAGAUUUUGUUGCAGAGUCCUCGUAUCAAAAAGCCAUCGAAGCUUUUGGCCUGACGGACAAGUCGCCUGAGGAUCGUAUCAAGGCCCUACUCAGUAUACCCUUGGAUGAUCUAUGGCAGAAGGUGCCACCCACAGCACCGAUGCUGCCUUCAGUCGACAAAGAUACCAUGCCGGGCUCACCAGAUUUCCUUACCGUCUCAUCUCAAGAAGACAGCCCAGCUUUCAUGAUGCCGGGUAGGAAGUGGUGCAAGGCCUUUAUGAUCGGAGAGUCAAAGCUGGACGCGAACAUCAUUGCAUACCUUGGCCUCGAUGCUCGCAAGCCAGGCGUCGCGCAAAAGUUCAUCGACUCCUGCAACGCCACACUGUCCACCAAGCCAGAGGUUGCGGAACAGCUGCUCACAUCCUACAAGAUAACCCCCGAGACUCCGGACGAAGAGGCUAUGCUAUCAAUAUUGCGCUUUGGUUCCGAGAUAUCUUUCUACGCGCCCGCUCGUGCCUUUGCCCAAGGCUGGCCCAACACACCCGACUCGAAGUUCUUCCUCUACCACUUCAACGAAGGAAUACCUUGGGAAGGUCGCUUCAAGGGCGAAGCAGGCCACAUUCUCGAUGUAUCGUACCUCUUCCAGAACUACAACGAGCACCUGGACGAUGCGCAGCAGAAGGUAGCACGAGAGUACGGGGAAGACUUCAUCAAAUUCGUCAACGGGGAGGAUCCUUGGCCGCCUGUAAAGACCGACAAGUUGUGUGCCAAGGUCUAUGGGCCUAGUGCCGAUGGUGUCACGAGCAGAUGGGUUCCAGAUGGUGAUCCAACAAAAAUUGGAAGAGAUGAGAGGGUACUCAAGCUGGGAGAGACGGCUGGAUUUGAUGCCGUUAUGGAGGUCUUCCAGAACUUCUUCCAAGGAAAGUAG